AUGGAACCUUUAAAGAAGCAAACCUCUCAGCGACUUCCACCGCCGGCUCUCUUUCAAGGUCCGCCUUCACAUAAUGCAUCCAAUAUCUCCCUCUCAGUACCACCACCCGCCUCUACACUUGCGACUCCGGUCGGCAGUCGACCUCCAGCCCUCUCGCGAGAUCGUUCCCGUGACGCCGAUAGCAUAGAGAAACGGGAAUUUCUCUCGCCGUUCAUGUCGAGGCGCUCGUCCAAGCAUGAAGUGGAUGGUUCAGAUGCCAUAUGGCAAGAGAUGCAGAGCGCCCUGUCCGAGGUGGAAUUGAGUGCAGUGACAAGCGAUCACGUCUUCGGCGAAAAACACGCCGAAGCUUUGGAGGAUCUUCGCAUGAAACAAUUAAGACUCGCGCAGGCGUGGGCACGCAGCGAGGCAGAUGACGAAGUCGUUGACUCCAGCCAUAAUACCACUGAGGGAGAUCGACGAGCCUCCUCGGAAGCCAAAACUGUUGACGCCGCGACCGAGCAGAUCCCUAUUAAAGACCACGAGGAGACCGAAAAGGAUAUUAAUCUUGCGCGAAAGCGCCGCGACGCAAACGAUCGCUAUUUUGAUCGGGUCAACCAGGGCGUGCUGGACGUCGUCGCCAAGUUGGAAGAGGUCUCGAACGCCAUGCGUACUGUCGAAAGGGAGAGCAAGGAUAUUUGGAGCGACUCUGAUAGCGUGACAACAGAAGAUGCCGUCUCUGCUAAUGCGGACUGA
This is a messenger RNA of Penicillium maclennaniae, 732 nucleotides long. RefSeq names its product DUF5315 domain-containing protein. Lineage: Eukaryota; Fungi; Ascomycota; Eurotiomycetes; Eurotiales; Aspergillaceae. The transcript is spliced from 2 exons. The record is from RefSeq and is a predicted model, not a curated record. Bases 1 to 732 code for a protein of 243 amino acids.